GACGUACAAAAACCUUCUUGGACUUUUGAGAGAAGUGAAAGUGGUCUGUAGAAGGUGGCAAGUGAAAAGCAGAAGAUAGAAGAAUGCUCAACAUAACCGGUCAGAAUUCAAGAUGAAGUCAAGACUAUUUAUGUCUAUUCAACUAUUUAUUACAAUAUAUCAUUAUAUCCUCCUAAAAAUACACAUCACCACAAAUUAUCUGGUGAUUUUCUUUCGCUGUAACAUUGUGCCCGAGGGGGAUUACAGGUUAUUGGAUUGGUGGCGAGUGACGUUGGUGGACAUUGUUAAGAGUUCAGGACGGUGGUGACACCGUGAUGUAGGAAGGCUUAAUAUGGCAUCCUGCCGGGCUAACUGGCUUUGUGUGGGGGAAUUCUGUUUACCACUGGUUGACCUUUACUGUCAAAUUUCAAGCCCCAUGGCCAAGGUGUGCACACAAUAUCGACUGAAUCACAAUGUUAUGUUUAAUUCUUUAUUGUUAUUUGAUUUGGAUGACAUCAUAUUUCACAAUCCUACUGUAGUAAGCGUUUUAGUGUAUCGUUUGCACUCGCUGGAACGGAUUAAUGGCUUUUCCAUUCAUUUAAUUGGGGGGCAUUCUUUGAACAUGGCCACAGAACAAUUUAACAUCUUACAUCAUAAGUGUUUUGAGACAAGGAAUUACUUUUCAGUCACCUGUAGUUCAAGUAAGCAGCAUUUCUUUGUGAGUGGAAGAGCUGGAAAGGUUUCUCCUAAUGAGCUACGAAUGGAAUCAGCACUGCAUGCCACCUUUUCUUGAGCCCUCUUAAGCGUGAGCCCAGCAAAGGAGGGAGGGAAGGAACCUGUGUUGUCAUGGAAGGCGGGAUAAUCCAAUGCAGGGAGACUUUACCCCGAGUGAGUCAGGGAACACUUGCGCUCUCCGAGACCUGAGACCGGGCCGUCACGGGAAUUAUACAGGCCGGCUGAACUUGCUCUGGUUGGGAGGGAAGGCUGGGGAGGGCGCCGGCCGGGCCUGGGACGUUGGGUGAGGAUGGAGAGGUGGAAGAAAAUGCUGCCACACAUGUCGCCCAAAGUCAAGGCGUACGUGAAGGAGUACUGUAAGAGAAACGGCCUCCUGACGCUGUCCGUCUUGGCCGUGGUGACGGGCUGUGUAUUGGGAUUCGUGCUGAGGUCCCUCAACUUGUCCACGCAGGCCAAGAUCUACUUCUCGUUCCCUGGUGAGCUGCUAAUGAGGAUGCUUAAAAUGCUGAUUUUGCCUCUCAUCACAUCCAGUCUUAUGUCGGGCCUGUCAGCCAUGGACACGAAGGCCAGUGGGCGGCUGGGUGUACUGACGAUCACUUACUACCUGUGGACAACCUUCAUCGCCGUCAUCGUGGGCAUCGUGCUCGUCCUCAUCAUCCACCCGGGCACGGGCACCGAGAAGGACACCCAUCACGCCAGCUCGGGGCCCGUUAUGACUUCGGCUGAUGCUCUGCUGGAUCUCAUCAGGAACAUGAUUCCGUCCAAUCUGAUUGAAGCAACCUUCCAACAGUAUCGAACAGACCUGGUGCCCAUCGUGCACAGUUCCGUCGAAAAGGAGUCGCAAGCCAACUAUGUGUACGUCAUGCCCGACUAUCACAAUCCCCGACUGGGCCACCCGGUUUUUCUGGACAUCACCCCGGCACCUGACAUCAACUACAAAAUCGUGCCCAGCACCAGCAAGGGCAUGAACGUCUUGGGUAUCGUCAUCUUCUCGGCCACCAUGGGGCUGCUCCUGGGGAAGAUGGGCGAACGCGGUGCACCGCUGGUCAAUGUGUGCCAGUGCAUCAAUGAGUGCGUCAUGAAGAUCAUUAACGCGGCCAUGUGGUACUUCCCCUUCGGCAUUGUGUUCUUGGUGGCAGGCAAGAUUCUGGAUAUGCAUGACCCCGCCCACUUGGGCGAAAAGCUGGGCAUGUACUUCAUCACGGUCCUGUCCGGCUUGUUCGUGCACGGCCUCAUCUUGCUGCCCCUCUUCUACUUCUUCUUCACGCGCAAAAACCCGUUUCCCUUCAUCAGGGGCCUUCUGCAGGCUCUCGUCAUCGCCUUGGCCACGUCUUCAAGUUCAGCCACUUUGCCAAUCACCAUGAAAUGUCUGCUGGAGAACUGCGGCGUGGACCGGCAGAUCGCUCGUUUCGUGUUGCCCGUGGGAGCCACUAUCAACAUGGACGGAACGGCCCUGUAUGAGGCCGUGGCGGCCAUCUUCAUCGCUCAAGUCAACGAGUACGACUUGGACUUCGGUCAGCUCGUCACCAUCAGCAUAACGGCGACAGCGGCGAGCAUUGGCGCAGCUGGAAUACCUCAGGCCGGUCUGGUGACCAUGGUGAUCGUCCUGACCUCCGUGGGUUUACCGCCUGCUGACAUCUCUCUGAUUGUGGCCAUUGAUUGGGUUCUCGAUCGCUUCAGGACGAUGAUAAACGUCCUCGGAGAUGCCUUAGCAGCUGGGAUCAUGGCACAUGUAUGCAGGAAGGACUUUGAGAAAGCCACCUCGAAUGUGGCGGCUUCCAGAGAUGCGGUCACCCCGACCAUUGUCAAUAACGGGGGGUCAUCAAAACGGAGAGACACGGUGAUCUCGGUGGGCAACCAGAGCGUGGCCCUAUCCGACGCGCCCCUGAUCGCACACCGCUGCGAUUUUGUUUUCGAGGUUGACGGCGACAACAUCCUGGAGAAACCCAUGGCCUGCUACAACCUCUGCCAAGUUUGAGAUCAUCUUCUCAAAAACGGACAGUCAGCCUUCCAAACGCUCACCUCAAAGGAGACCGAAGGGAAUCGUCGUAAAGGAACGAUGCGACUUUUCAGUUUCUUUGCCAGUGCCAAGGUAAAACAAGAAAAACCUCCACGACUUGAUGUACGUCGUGCUGUGUGUCUUGUAAUGGAUUCCGUUUCUGAGCAUCUGCAGCUAAUUUAGAUGGUAGCGAGUGUCGCUUAGACCCAGAUGCCUUAAAACGAUCCAUCAGUCAAUUGAAUCUCUUGCUUAGACGAUAAUAGCAGCAUUUUCCUAGACCCGUUACUUUUUUUAUACCGCUUUAUUUUUGUGCUUGUUUUUCCAAUUAAAAUUUGGUUCAA
Syngnathus acus (greater pipefish) is the source of this 3054-nucleotide messenger RNA. It is a transcript of the gene slc1a8b, whose product is annotated as solute carrier family 1 member 8b. The transcript has 11 exons. Gene Ontology annotation, cellular component: plasma membrane. Gene Ontology annotation, biological process: L-glutamate transmembrane transport. The coding region runs from base 1004 to 2692 and encodes 562 amino acids. NCBI's taxonomy places the organism in Eukaryota, Metazoa, Chordata, Actinopteri, Syngnathiformes, Syngnathidae. The record is from RefSeq and is a predicted model, not a curated record. Gene Ontology annotation, molecular function: neutral L-amino acid transmembrane transporter activity; glutamate:sodium symporter activity; L-glutamate transmembrane transporter activity.